GCAAUUUGCCUGUUUGGGUUGUUUGUUUGGCUGGUUUUUUUUUUAAAUUUAAGCGCAUGAGAUCUAGGUUAGCCUGUACUCGAUUCUCAGGGUAGUCUAAAAUCGUAGUUGACUCUCUACUGUUUACAAAGUAAAGACGUGAGCAGUCCUCAGUGGAGAUAGGAGUCGUUUGGGUUAAUUCACCGGAUAGAGAUUGAUUUGUUCCGCACAAUGAAAGCGCUGUGCCUUAUCUGAGAUCCCACCCCACCUCCAACGGGGAGAUACAUCUCCACGUUAAGUUUUAUUAAAAUUCUGAGUAAUAUCGCGGUACAGUAAGCGUGAACACCGUACGUCCCCGGGGAAGACAGUCAGACCCCUCUGCUGGGGUUAGUCACUCAUCUUUCCGAACUGCUUUGCAGGCGACAAGCAAUCCAGCCUUCAAAAGUGUGUCACAGGUUCUGAUUUUUUUUUUCCCCCAAAUUUACCUACAUAAAAACCUGUGCUCUGAUCUUACGUAAGAGAUUACUUGUUCCAGUAAGAAUACUGUUGUCAGGCAAAUCCCCCUUGUUUUGAAACGUAAGCAUUUUCAGAGUUUAUAUUAUUGCCAUUUUUCUUUUUCCUUUUCUUUCUGCUCAGAAGCAAAAAAUCAAUCCCUCAGGACCGAAAGGACCCAAACUUGAAACCGAUUUAUAUAAAGAAAUGUGACCCCGUCUGCCUACUUAAUGAGCCAAGUUGAGCAGAAUAAAUGAAUGAUUUUGGAAUCAAGAAUAUGGACCAAGUAGCUCCUGUAGCUAACAGUUUUCGAGGGACACUCAAGCGCCAGCCAGCCUUUGACACCUUCGAUGGGUCGCUCUUUGCCGUCUUCCCCUCCAUAAACGAAGAGCAGACACUCCAGGAAGUGCCCACAGGCUUGGACUCCAUUUCUCAUGACUCUACCUGCUGCGAGCUCCCUCUGCUGACCCCCUGCAGCAAGGCUGUGAUGAGCCAGGCCUUGAAGGCCACCUUCAGCGGCUUCCAGAAGGAGCAGCGGCGGCUGGGCAUCCCCAGGAACCCCUGGCUGUGGACUGAGCAGCAGGUGUGCCAGUGGCUUCUCUGGGCCACCAACGAGUUCAGCCUGGUGAAUGUGAACCUGCAGCGUUUCGGCAUGAACGGCCAGGUCCUGUGUGACCUCGGGAAGGAGCGCUUCCUGGAGCUGGCACCUGACUUCGUGGGUGACAUUCUGUGGGAGCAUCUGGAACAGAUGAUCAAAGAAAACCAGGAAAAGGCAGAGGAUCAAUAUGAAGAGAACUCGCACCUCAACUCAGUCCCUCAGUGGAUUAACAACAACACACUAGGUUUUGGCGUGGAGCAGGCUGCAUACGGAAUGCAGACCCCGAGUUACCCCAAAGGCGGCCUCCUGGACGCCCUUUGUCCAUCGUCCACAGCGCCCGGGGUGCUGAGCUCCGAGCAGGACUUUCAGAUGUUCUCCAAGUCUCGUCUCAGCACCGUCAGCGGCAGUUACUGCUCCGUGGGCCAGGACUUCGCCAGCAACAGCUUGAACCUGCUGGCCAGCAGCACUGGGAAGCCCAAAGACCAUGACUCGGCCGAGCAUGGUGGGGACAGCUUCGAGAGCUCAGACUCGCUGAUGCGCUCCUGGAACAGCCAGUCGUCCCUGCUGGACGUGCAGCGCGUGCCUUCCUUCGAGAGCUUCGAGGAUGAUUGCAGCCAGACCCUGUGCCUGGGCAAGCCGACCAUAUCCUUCAAGGACUACAUCCAGGAGCGCAGCGACCCGGUGGAGCAGGGCAAACCUGUCAUCCCUGCGGCCGUGCUGGCCGGCUUCACAGGAAGUGGACCCAUCCAGCUUUGGCAGUUUCUCCUGGAAUUGCUCUCUGACAAGUCUUGCCAGUCGUUCAUUAGCUGGACGGGGGACGGAUGGGAGUUUAAGCUCGCUGACCCUGAUGAGGUGGCUCGCCGGUGGGGAAAGAGGAAAAAUAAGCCCAAGAUGAACUACGAGAAACUGAGCCGGGGCUUACGCUACUAUUACGACAAGAACAUCAUCCACAAGACGUCGGGCAAGCGCUACGUGUACCGCUUCGUCUGCGACCUGCAGAACCUGCUGGGGUUCACGCCGGAGGAGCUGCAUGCCAUCCUGGGGGUCCAGCCCGACACAGAGGACUGAGGACCCGGGACCGCCCUUAACCCACCCCGGGCCCGGGGGACCCCGAGUGGGAAGCCCGUGCCGACCGACUGCUCCAAGGACCCCCUGCAAGGCGUCCGGGAAAGUCGCUGAGAAGCAGUGGCCUGAUUUCAUCCCAGGACGCGCCUCUCUGACAAGGCUGGACCCCUCGCGGAGCAGACCCCGCAGCUCCUGGACUCUGGAGUCUUCGGGCGGGCGGUGCCCCCGUCCUGUGGCAGCAGUCACAAGGGGCUCUGGGGAGCCAGCCUGUGUCUGCCCAGGCCUCGCCACGCAGCGGGUGGUUCCGACUGCGUGGGAUUCUCUGAGGAGGAAGCGUGUCACGGGCGCCAGACCAUUCGCUGCAGAUUCGGGGGCUUCACACGGAAGAGCAAACCGUCUGUGCUGGACAGGAGUGGGAGGGCGGGGAGGAAACCAGCGUUGCCAUUUCAGAAGUCUGUACAUAUUAUUGUAAUCUUCUAAGAGUUGCCAUUGGAAUCCUCGUACCAUGCUAUUUAACAGAAAUUAUAUAUUGUAAUUUAAAGUAAUUAUGUAACUAUUUGAGAUAAGAAUGCAGACGUCCACUAUUUUAUUCCGUUUUUCGGCAGCACACAGGAGCGGCGUUCUACAAAGAUUUAACUGCCAGCACAGCGAUGAAGAAGGAUGUAAAAUGUGCUAUUUUCGUACAAUAUACCUAGAGGAAUAAGGUCCGGGGAGGUCAUCCCUGGUUUUUUCGCUUUUUAUUGUUGUUUUGUCUUUUUGUUUUGCCUUGGUUGUUAUCCGGCAAGGACUUUUUAUAUUUGGGGAUAUUUUUUUAAAUAAGAAACUCAACGUUAUUACCUUGGAGUGAGCCUGGCCUCUCCGUUUUUUUCCCUUACUUGUAAAGUAAAAGCUAUAAAGCAGUAUUUUUCUUGACAGAUGGUAUAUGUUUUCCACUUUUAUGCAUGCCUUUAAAUCAGUUUGUACACAGAUGUCUUUUAUUUUUUGGUGUUCACUGUGUUCCCCCAACAAUGCACCUCUCCCUGACCACCCGUUUCCUUCCUGUGCCUCACGUUACUCUGUGAUUAAAAUAAGAAUACUAUUUUUGGAAAUAACGCGACUCCUUUUCAGAGAUCAGGAGGGAUUUAUGUAGCAGCUAUUUUUACUGCAAAAGUAAUUCACUGGAAAAAAAUGUAAUUUGUACGAAAGCUUUAUUUUUAUCUCAGCUGCGUGUAAAGUUAAGAGUAUUGUACAGAGUGGAAGGGUGGGGCUCGGGCCGGGCAGGGGUCGCCUGAAACCCUGACCCUAAAUGAAUGCAGUCUGGCUUGCCCCGUCUGGACAGCACGCUCUGCUUUCUGCUCAGUGUUGUCAGCAAGAUGCUCUUUGGGGGUUUUGGUUUUGUUUUCCUUCCCAGCUUUCCUGGACACAGAGAGAGCCAGACAGGCAAGAAUUCAUAGCCGUGGUACACUGGAGGAAAGGAUUUUUGAUCCAGCUGAAGUGUUCAGGAGCAUGGAAGUCCACUGUGCAGUUCUGGCCUUUUAAGAAAGUCAACUCGCAAUGGCUCCCGAGUGGGUCAGACUUGACUGCUUCCUGACAAACUGGCUUUGGACAUUUACAGACUCGGAAUUGUCGUGUGAUGAGACUAUGGAAUGGGUCCAGGGCAAGCUGGGA
Messenger RNA from Fukomys damarensis (Damara mole-rat), 3781 nucleotides. RefSeq names its product ETS proto-oncogene 2, transcription factor (gene Ets2). Bases 725 to 2137 code for a protein of 470 amino acids. Gene Ontology annotation, biological process: regulation of transcription by RNA polymerase II; cell differentiation. Gene Ontology annotation, cellular component: nucleus. The transcript has 10 exons. NCBI's taxonomy places the organism in Eukaryota, Metazoa, Chordata, Mammalia, Rodentia, Bathyergidae. The record is from RefSeq and is a predicted model, not a curated record. Gene Ontology annotation, molecular function: sequence-specific DNA binding; DNA-binding transcription factor activity, RNA polymerase II-specific.